AUGCUCAGCGCCAGGGGCAUCGUUGUCUUCUCCGGCGGUAGCGCCGCCAACUCUCUUGUCGACGUCUUCGAAGCCGUCCGCGAAACCAAAAACUGCCCUCUAUCCUACAUCAUCCCUAUAAGCGAUAACGGCGGUUCCUCGUCCGAGCUGAUACGUGUCUUUGGGGGACCGGGAAUCGGGGACGUGCGCAGUCGACUGGUCAGGUUGAUUCCCACCGAUCCGCCUUCGACCGAGAGGUCGGCCAUCUCCAACUUGUUUAAUCACCGGUUGUCGUCGUCUUCCUCAACGGAUGCGGCGAAUCAAUGGCAGAGCAUAGUCUGGGGCACGUCUGAGCUUUGGAACGGCAUCCCCUCGGCGAAGAAAGAGCUGAUCCGCUCGUUUCUCAAUCUCCUGAAUCUGGAGAUCAUGAAGCGAGCAAGACCUUCUUCGACGUUCGACUUCACGUCGGCGAGUGUUGGGAAUCUGUUCUUGACCGGUGCACGACUCUUCAGCGGCAGCUUCGAAUCUGCAAUCUACUUGUUGAGCAGCAUAUGUGCCAUCCCUGACGGAGAGGUGCGAGUCAUCCCGAGCAUCAAUUCCAACUUCUCCCACCAUAUUGCGGCCGGACUGGCGAAUGGCGAGAUUAUCGUUGGGCAGAACAACAUCUCGCAUCCUGCGGCCAAGACCGCGCUGGAAAUGCCCACAGUAUCUCCAUCAACUAAACCGGCCGAGUUCCGUGUCCGUCACAGUGUCGACCACUCUGAGGACAUCGAGGACGCUCAUUUGCCAGGGACACUUCCGACGCUCAGACAGCGAAAUAUCAAAUUCAGCAAAGAUCUCGACCAAGACCUCCUGGCUCGAAUCGAGCGAAUAUGGUACAUCAAUCCCUACGGACAAGAAAUGCUUCCCCCGGCCAAUCCACGAGUGAUCUCGGCGAUCAAGCAAUCCCAGGUUGUCAUAUACUCUAUCGGUUCCCUAUACACAUCUAUCAUUCCUUCCAUUGUCCUUAAAGGCGUCGGAGAGGCCUUACGCACGACUCCUGCCCGCCACAAGAUUCUCAUCCUGAAUGGCUCUUUAGAUCGUGAGACUGGCCCAAGUUCAAAUCCCUUUUCUGCGUUUGACUUUGUGGAGGCAAUCGCUCGCGCUUGUGAACAGUCCCAGGGAUGUUUAUGGAGACCCAAGCUUCACACUUCACGAUCAGAUGACACAUUGAAGUCAUCGGCGCCAUCAUCUCCUGCAGCUGUUCGACACGGCGAAUUCCUUUUCCCGGCGACAAACCACCAUUCUCAUGAUACUGCUCGAGACUCGAUUUACCGUAAAUAUGUGACGCACGUAAUUCACUUGACUGGUGAAGGUACUCCACGUGUCGAUCGAAACCAUCUUGCUUCUCUUGGAAUCGACUGUCUGAAGUUGUAUGGUCGCAAGAGUUCCAAGGGCGAAAUGUUCUACGAUCCACAAGCCCUGACCGGAGCCAUCGAAGCGAUUGUCGGCAAAAAGGGAGAUGCCAUGGCCCUGAGCAGAAGUCGAAGAAACACCGUCGAUGCAAAUGCCUUGACUCAGUUGCAAGAAGCAAGGGUGAAUGCUCGAAUAGAAGCCCUUAAGACUCCGUGA
Molecule: messenger RNA, 1590 nt
Organism: Cladophialophora psammophila CBS 110553
Lineage: Eukaryota; Fungi; Ascomycota; Eurotiomycetes; Chaetothyriales; Herpotrichiellaceae
Exons: 1
Coding region: 1-1590 (529 amino acids)
Molecular function (GO): LPPG:FO 2-phospho-L-lactate transferase activity
Source: RefSeq, a predicted model, not a curated record